Messenger RNA from Strongylus vulgaris, 686 nucleotides. The record is from the annotation of a GenBank genome assembly. NCBI's taxonomy places the organism in Eukaryota, Metazoa, Nematoda, Chromadorea, Rhabditida, Strongylidae.
AUGCGCGAUGAUUUGCCGGAAAACACCUCAAUACUGUUCAUUUUCGAUCCUAAGAAUCCUGAAGGAGUCGAAUGGCAAUAUAAAUUAGUACCCGGUAUUGGUCGAUGGUGGCCUCCAGUUGGCAUGUCACCACCACCGUCAAAUAAAAAUUUCGGUGGAAUUGCGGUGAUGCGUUGUGACCGUCUUAUUCGUUUGAUUUCUCUGGGAAUGCCUCAAAAAGGGAGCAAGGAUUCUCGUUGCAACUUGACCUACGAUGGUGUACAGAAGCGCAGCACAAAUUUCAUAAAGCAUGUUCGAUGCAUUCUUGAGGCUGAAAUGUCGAGACGCGAGCAAGUUCGUCGUUAUUGCAGGGAAAAUGAUGAUGGAGAAGCUGAACGAAGUGCGAAGUUAUCGGAAGUUAUCGACUACGAUGGUAUUAAAUGUGUUCUCAAUCAGUGCUACUUAUCUACUCUUGAGGCAGAGAACUGUAAAGGAGCAAGACUUGCUACGAAACCUCGUACUAUGGAUAUGGUAACGAUUACGGUAAGCGUGAAUCCUCGAACGGAAUCUCAAAAGACUACCCCGUUGGAUGAAGUCGAUGUGGCUGAACUUAAACUACGACUUCGGACAACGAUCGCUCAACUUCGUAAGUGGUUCGAACUGGCGCCCCCUAGCAUCCGGUUCAGGCUAUCAAUGGUUAAAUAGUC